Messenger RNA from Adineta steineri, 903 nucleotides. The record is from the annotation of a GenBank genome assembly. Lineage: Eukaryota; Metazoa; Rotifera; Eurotatoria; Adinetida; Adinetidae.
AUGGGUUGUGUUUGUGGACGACAAAGUGUAAUUAUACAAGGACAAAAAUUUCAUCUUAUGCAACAAAUUGGCGAAGGAAGUUUCAGUUAUGUGUUUGAAGCUCGAAAUACAGCUGAUAGUCAUCAAUAUGCGAUUAAGAAAAUGUCAUGUCAUACAGAUGAAGAAGAAAGACGUGCGAGAGAUGAAAUAGAAAAUUAUCAAAGAUUUUCACAUCCAAAUUUAGUUUCAUUACUCUAUCAUGAACAAGCACAAUAUAAUCCAAAUGCACAUGUUACAAGUAUUGUCUGGCUUGUUUUUCCUUAUUUCAAAAAUGGAUCUCUUCAAAAUGUUUUUGAUAAACAAAUAAAAUUUUCUACACGUGUAUUACUCGAUCUAUUUUUGAGUAUAUGUGAAGGAGUUCGUCAAAUUCAUGAAAAACAAAUGGCUCAUAGAGAUUUAAAACCAAGUAAUAUCAUGCUAUUAAAUAAUUCACAUGGUGUUAUACUAGAUUUUGGCUCAAUGAAACCUUCUUCAAUUUCAAUAACAACUAGAUCAGAAGCUCAACAAUGGCAGGAUUGGGCAGAAGAAAAUUGUUGUGUACAAUAUCGUGCACCAGAAUUAUUCCACAUUGAAACAAAUUCUUUAAUUACUUGUCAAACUGAUAUAUUCUCUCUUGGUGGAAUUCUUUAUGCAUGUUGUUUUGGAAAAGGACCAUUUGAUGAUGUAUAUUCAAGAGGAGAUAGUGUGGCGUUGGCAAUUGCAAGUGGUCGUAUUGAAUUGCCAGUUCAAUCAUCAACCUAUCCAUCCAUCAUAAUCGAUACAAUGCUAGCAAUGCUUCAUACAGAACCCGACCAACGCCCAACAAUUACUGAUAUUAUUGAUAAACUUUCUACGGCAUCUCGUUUAGCAAUGGAUAUUGCCUAA